Molecule: messenger RNA, 1195 nt
Organism: Colletotrichum godetiae
Lineage: Eukaryota; Fungi; Ascomycota; Sordariomycetes; Glomerellales; Glomerellaceae
Product: ubiquitin carboxyl-terminal hydrolase, family 1
Exons: 1
Coding region: 241-999 (252 amino acids)
Biological process (GO): protein deubiquitination; ubiquitin-dependent protein catabolic process
Cellular component (GO): cytoplasm
Molecular function (GO): cysteine-type deubiquitinase activity
Source: RefSeq, a predicted model, not a curated record
CACCGUGCGGGGUUCCAGGCAGGCACUCGGUUUGCGUACACCGCAACGACGUGCCUGUCUCUGGCGUGUAAGUGAAGGGCGUCUCCACGCUUUACCAUCAACAUCCCAAAUCCAUCGUCCAUCAAACCAACUUGCAACCCAACCCAGAUUAUCUGACUUCAUCACCAGCAACUCUCAGAUCAAGAAAGCAAGAUCAAACCAACCCUGAAUAACCUCAAUCCCACCCCCCAACCCGCCACCAUGCCCACAGAAGGAGUCUACCUCUCCCCCGAUGGCAAAAAAACCGUCAUCCCCCUCGAAAACAACCCCGAAGUCUUCACAUCCCUCAUCCACGACCUCGGCAUCUCCCCCGACCUAGGCUUCUUCGACGUCUACAGCCUCGACGAGCCUUCUCUCCUCGCCCUCGUGCCCCGCCCCGCGCUAGCACUCAUCUUCAUCUCCCCGGCACCAAUGUACUACGCCGUCCGCGCCGCUGACGGCACCAAGCUCGCGAAAGAAGACGGGGUGACGUAUACCGGCUCCGGACCGGAUGAACCUGUAAUUUGGUUCCGGCAGACGAUUGGGAAUGCGUGUGGGUUGUAUGCCCUCAUCCAUGCCGUCGGCAACGGGCCUGCGAGGGAGUUUAUUCAAGAAGGCUCAUUGAUUGAAGGGUUACUGAAGGAUGCGGAGCCGUUGGGGUGGGAGCAGCGUGCAGAUGUGCUGUAUAACAGCCAAUCUCUCGAGGAGGCGCACAUGAAGGCUGCGAGGAGGGGGGACACGGCGGCUCCGCCUGCGGAAGAGAAGCCUGGGUAUCAUUUCAUUGCGUUCGUGAAGGGGAAGGAUGGGCAUUUGUGGGAGUUAGAGGGGGGGUCGGAUGGGCCUGUUGAUCGGGGGUUGCUGGCGGAGGGGGAGGAUAUGUUGAGUGAGGGGGCGUUGGAGAGGGGGGUGAAGAGGUUUAUUGGGUUUGCGGAUGGGAACUUGGAGUUUAGUGUUGUUGCGUUGGCGAAGAAGGAGGAGUGAGGUCUUUUGUCGUGUGGUUUGCGUUGUUUACUUGGGAACUAUAGAUUGUAGAAGGGAUCGGGAUUCGGCAUGCAUAGCUCAGAGGAUACUUUCGUUUGCAAAUGACUUAAUGCAAGCACCCUGGUGUAAGCGAAUCCCCCAUAGCAAUUCCGGGACUCGACUCUUCCAACAUAAGGAGCAGAACGGCCAUGUGCCU